AUGUUCUGCCAGGCAGGGUUAUUGUUGUUUGUGCUUGGAAGGCUUUGGGCUGGACUUCUCCUGCCAGUUGUCUGUUUUGCACAUUCAGGCCUUCCGCUGGUUCUGCGCAAUUCCUUACGCAUCGCUUUUCCCACGUUGGCCUGCGAAACGGUUCGUUCAGAUGUGUCGUCAACCGUGUCGAAUCUUUCACUUCUUGGUGUUUUGCUGGUGGUACAGAGCUUUGCUUGCACAGGCUUGGCCGUUGUGGCUCUGGCAGCGGCGCACAUUGGACUUACCUCGCUUUCACAGACUCAUGCUUGCACAGGGGCCUUGCUGGCAACAUGUGGGGCAGUUGGGGUGGAUUCUUUCCUCUUUGUGCUUGACCUUGCCGAAUUGGGCUCCUCCCUGUUACUCAGGAGGAUGGCUUGUUUGGCAAUGCUGGUGUCGUCAUGUGGGCAUGCAAGCUUGGGUUUGUUUCUGCUUGCUCUUGGCUUUUCGCAGCUGGAGUUUCUGUUGCUGCCGCAAGCCUUUGCAUGGACAGGUGCUUCUGUGGCGGUGCUUGGUUCCUGCCAGCCAGGCGUUCCCCUGUUCCUGCGCAGCACCUGCCGAGCAGCACCCCCCAUGCCAUUCAUGGGGCUCCUCCAAGUCGGAUCAAGCUUGGCUGCUUUGGGCAUGUCAAGCUUGGAGUCGAGCACGCCGGUGCGCAGCCCCGCUCGCUUGGGUUUCCCCUUUCCCUUCUUUGGCUUGGCUUGGCCUGGCAGCUUGCUGCUGGCACCCGGGUUUGCCCACCUUGGCAGCCCAACCGCGAUUCGAUCAGCGCUGAGGUUGGGCUCUUCAGCCUCUUUCAUUGGCAACUGCAACUUUGAAGGUGCCAUGUCUGCUUUGGAUUAUACAACCUGUGGUGCCUUGUCGUCAGCCCGUGGCUCUGCCUGCCUAGAAUUAACGUUGUUGCCACCGGGGUUGUCCUAUUCAGAAUCUGCAACCUCGGCACUUGACCUUUCCCAUCUUGCAAUCUUCUUGUUGCUACAGAGUUGGAGCCAUCCCAGUGCGCCACUAUUGCCGUGUGGCAUUUGUUACGUGGGAUCACCUCCUCCUGCCCUCGACUAUCUGCCGGUAGCUUCUUCAGUCUCCUUGCAAGGCUUUGCACGUAUUGGGCCAGCAGCGCCUGCCCCUGCAGCAGCGCACAUGGGUGCCUUGAUGUCAUCAAAGUGUUACGGCCAUCCAGCAGCAUCCUCGUUUUUGUAUGGAAUGGGUUGUUCGGAGUCCUUCACUUCGCUGCCGAGUUGUGACUUGGCUGGCUCGCCGAUGUCACUUCAGAGCCCUGCUCACGUGGACCCAGCCGCCUUUGUGCUCAGCCCUUCUCAGAUUGGCAGCCCGCCUUUGUUGCGCACCUCCUUGCAACUGGGUGCCAGCUCAGCGCUGAAUGGCUGCUACGGCACAGGCAAAUCUCUGCUUGCUCUUGACUUUCUCCACCCAGAGUUUGCCUUGGCGCUGAGGAGUCUCUCUUGGUUUGGCUUCGCCCCUGCAGCCUUGGACGCCACGAAUCUGGCAAGCCCGCUGCCGUCAAGGAACUGCUGCAGACUGGGACCGCCCUCGCCCACGUUGGGUGCAACUUUAGAGUUUGCAGUCACCGUAUUGGAUGUGACACUGCUUGAUACAUCCUCGGCUUUGCGGCAGCCUGCUUGA
Effrenium voratum is the source of this 1665-nucleotide messenger RNA. The record is from the annotation of a GenBank genome assembly. Lineage: Eukaryota; Dinophyceae; Suessiales; Symbiodiniaceae.